This is a messenger RNA of Closterium sp. Naga37s-1, 1491 nucleotides long. The record is from the annotation of a GenBank genome assembly. Lineage: Eukaryota; Viridiplantae; Streptophyta; Zygnematophyceae; Desmidiales; Closteriaceae.
AUGGUGAUUGCCGGAGCUCCUGAGCCGUCGCCAGAGCGCGUUGCCGCCUGGUCGGCAGUCGUCGCCAAGCCCCCGUCGGUCCCCGAAACGGGGACCAUGGCGACGAAGCCCCCUGUACCGCCGGCUCCGAGACCCUCGACAACAGACCUUGCUCAGGCCGCCCCGACUGCUGCUCCUGUUCCGGUGGCUCCCCCGGUUCUUCGCGAAGAUUCGCGGACGUUUGCCCAUGGGGGGGAUCUUGCUGGCUCACCCGUUCCCACUCCUGGCUCCGUUGCCCCGCCUGCUGCUACUCCUGCCGUGCCCGUUCUUGCCUCUGGCGCGAUCGUUGCACCGCCUGCUGCUGACCCUGGAGCGCCUGCUCCCGCUCCUGGCCUGCCCGUUCCACCGUCUGCUGCUGUCCCUGGCGCGCCUGCUCCUGUCCCUGGCGUGCCCGUUGUGCCGCCUGCUGUUGUCCUUGGCGCGCCUGCUCCGGCCUCUGCCUCGUCCCUGCAGGCGGCGUCCGCCACCACUGGCGGCCCGGCCCCGUUGCUGGCCCCUUCCGCAGUGGAUCACCCCGCUCCUGAGGCUCUCCCUGUUGCACAGACUGGCCAGCCUGCGCGCCCGUCGCGUCCCCAUUCGCUCGCGUCCCACCAGGAGCGCAGGUCGUCUCGCCGCCGGCGCUAUUCUCCACGCCGCUAUCAGCAGCAGGCACACUGGCCCGUGCACCCCGGAGGCCAGGGGGACUGGAGGGGUCCCCGUGGGCGUGGAGGCGGGUAUCGUCCGCCCGUGACGAUGGCAGACCUUCAGCGGGAGGUGUCGAGGGCCGUGCGCGAGGAGAGGGCGGGGCAGGAUCAGAGCAUCUCGAUGCGCGCCCUGCCGGCCCCCGGGACUCCUCGCCCGCAUGUGCUCCCGUCAAGUCCGCCGCCUGUCGCUGCACCGCCACCGCAGAAUCCCUUCCCGGCGGCUCUUGCUCCCGCUGCCUCGGCCCCCGCCCCUGGAUCGCGUCUUCACCUGCCGCCGGUUCCGCCUGUUGAGGGGGUGGAGUUUGUGGCCGCGGGUGACGGCUCGGCGGCAGGGCAGGACUUGCCUUCUGCUGUAGUUGAUGAGCCGUUCCAGUUCCUGGCGGAGGCUCUUCAGCCUCCGCAGAUGCGCGUUCCCGAGGCGACACUCGGUCAGCUCCACCGCCUCGCAGAGAGUCUGCACGUGCUGCUGUUGAUUCAGGUGCUUGCGCACUCAUCUCUCCCCGUGAUCCCUCCCGAGACCUUUCGUAGCCACCAGCGUGAGAUGUGCCUGGACGCGGCGGACCAGCUCGCGGUGCUGCUGGCGCCCGUGCUGGCUGCGCCGGGAGGCGCUGCUGCUGCGGGACAGCUUGGCGAGGCUGUCCGUUGUUUGAGGCGGCACUUGCGCGCAGGAUCUGGAGCCACGGCGAUCGGCGCAAGCACGCUUGUGGUCCAGGAGCUGUGCCGCUCCCUGACGGGCGUUCUUCACGCCCUUGGAGCUCACCGUGUGUAG